This is a messenger RNA of Catharus ustulatus (Swainson's thrush), 14049 nucleotides long. RefSeq lists its product as uncharacterized. NCBI's taxonomy places the organism in Eukaryota, Metazoa, Chordata, Aves, Passeriformes, Turdidae. Gene Ontology annotation, molecular function: S-adenosylmethionine-dependent methyltransferase activity. The transcript has 9 exons. The record is from RefSeq and is a predicted model, not a curated record. Bases 20 to 889 code for a protein of 289 amino acids.
CCGAAGGGCGGGACCGAGCAUGCGUGAAGGGCCCCUUCCGGCCGGUGCCGCCCUCCCGCAUGCGCACGUGCGGGCAGCGGAUGACUUUGAUGAGCUUGUGGUGAGUAACGAUGAUGUUGUGCUCAGAAAUAUCGCUGAAGAUUUGCGGAAUCGUUUACCCAUCGAGGCAAUGUUUACUUCGGAACAUCAGGCUGUUCAGAAAAUACACCAGCAUCCACUGCCCAUGAUUCAUGUUGAUGCAUUCCUGUAUGAUGAUGAUGUUGUUGAUUCAUUGUGUGAGGAGGGUAAAAUGAGUAGGAGCUACUGCACAGAGUGUGGCUCAUACAAAACUGCAUCUUUAGAGUUUAUUUCGCAUUCCUUUUCCCUCAUGGAACUGAAGUUUCUUUAUCAACAUGUACUGCCUGACCUGACAGGAAAGGUAGUGGUUGACGUUGGCUCCAGGCUUGGUGCAGUGCUAUUUGCGGGUUAUCUUUAUAGCUCAGCUUCCCAGCUGUAUGGAGUAGAAAUGAAUGCAGACUUUUGCCAAUUGCAAGAAAUGAUGAUUACAAAGUACGAGUUCAUUGACAGAAUAAAGGUGGUUCAUGCAGACAUCUGUACUCAGCCCUCACUUCUGCAGAAGGCUGAUGUUGUUGUAAUGAAUAAUGUCUUUGAAUAUUUUCUUGACAGACGGGAACAGGCCAGAGCUUGGGAGUUUAUUGCUUGUAAUGUAAGGAAAAGAGGGUCCUUAUUAGUGACAGUUCCAAGUCUUGAGGAAUCACUUUCAAAGCUCCAGACGGAUGUACAGCUCAGUCAAUGGGUCGAAGAGGUGCAGCUAAACUAUGAUGUCUGUAUGGAAAAGGAUGUUGACAGAGAAGCGCUCGAACAGAUACAUUUAUACAAGAUUCUCUAGGAAAAAUUUACUAGACAUCGAGGAGCCAUGGAGAAUUAAUACAGCAAGUCCAGGAUGAUGGAACUCUUUUCCUGCACUUCUGCUGUGGAUGGUAGGAAGUGUAAUAAGGGGUUAAGAAGCUGAAAAUUCUGAACAGGUGUCAUGGCUUAGCAGAGGCUUGGUGGUGGCGUAAAACAGUGGAAAUUCAUAACAGAGCCUCCUCAGAGAGAAAAGAUCCACAUACGCCCACCACAUUUAUAUUUAGAUUUUACGUUCUAAGGAUGUAAAACUGUAAGUCAGCUGAAGAAUGUUUCGGGUUUUAGCAAACAUUGACAAACCCAAGUGCAAAAAUACUAACUUCAGGAGUUUUGGAUUAAAUGUGUUGUGAAUUUAGAAGCAUUGUUAAAAAGUUUGCUGCACAACUUAUGUCUAGUGUGAAUGGGAUAACAUUAAAUUGGAUUUCAGUCUUCAAAUGAGGUAUAGGUCAGUGACUUUGAUAAUACAUGCAAAAAGGAUCCAUGGCACUUAGGCACUCACCAACACAGUAAAUAAAUGGGACUGUAGAAGGGAUAAUGAAUUUUAAGAAGCCUUUCUUUCAUGGCCUGUUCAGAGUGGAAGAGGAUGUUUUAACUUGAGUGAUACUGAACCACUGCUCAAAUAUUGUGUUGAACUUAUUCCUCGUGCAUUUAAAAAUGAAAAAAGAUGGAAAGCUUUUUGUAAAACAUUUAUUUUGUUGGUUACUUAGUGGUCAGUGAGACAAGUACCCCUAGAAAAGAAGCCUAGGAGAGGCUAAGCACAGGGUGGAGGGGUAAUGCAAGACUAAUAGAUCUAAUAAGGAGAGAAUAAAAAUGAAGAAAAGAAAUGCAUGCGCAGUUCAGAAUGAGGAAAUGAGCACUGUAGUGAUCAGUACAGUGGAAGCUGUGACUGGAGUGUAUAAAUAGGCUUCUAUAAAAGAAAAACUGAAUGGGUCAUAAAAUGCUACUUCAUAACCCUACUACCAUGUUGGAAUGUUUUUUACUUUUUCCAGAGGUCCUGUGAGAUCUCCCGAUUGCCUGGGCUCAUGAUACUGGGUAUGAUCUGUGCUCUGCACCUUGUUUUGGUAAUAUGGGAACUACAACUUUCAUUGCAGUUGUUUCCCCUCUUCAUGCUGAGUCUUCAAAUACUUUUUUUGGGUGUUGAUCUCAGAUUAAAAAAAUUUCAAUAGGCUGGAGCAGAUCACCAGCAUAUUUAAUGACAUCUGUAUCCUCUGACUCUGAAAAUAGCAUGCACGCAUCUGGAGCUCAUAUGCAACAGAGGGUGCAAAAGGGAAGCUCCCCCUGUCUUUUUUAGACAUCAGGAGAAAUUCAAGAGGUAAGUUCAAGCUGCUGAAAUGUGUGUUUUCUCUCCCACCCUAGAUGGGUCCUCGGUUAAAACUCUCACAUUGACAUGUUCCCUGGGAAGAGGUGGUGGUAAUUCAGUUUGACUUUAUCAAACUGAUAUUAAGAGAUAUAACUCCUCUGUCCUUUUAGAAGCCUCUUCCUAACUUGACUUCAUAGGGGCAGAGAUCAUAGCGCCAUUCUUAAGGAUGUUAUGAGCUGAAAAGCUAGCGGCUAGUGUAUGAAGGAAGGUAGUAAUUGUCUCUUUUCCAGCUGGCCCCUUUCAGUCCUGUUGUACAUUCCCACACACAAGGGAAGCAAAGGUAAAGUGUGAUGUGGUUUGCAAAACCUCGUGUGAAAGGAGGCAAAUCAGUCCUCCCUGUGGACACUCAGAAGACCUCAGACGUCAGCUGAAAUCCUCCCAAGAGUGUGUGUAUUGCCUCAACUCAGGUUUUGCUUGUUCAGCUUGAGGAAGCUGCCAGAGUAUAUUCAGCAUGUUGAGUCCUUGUUCUUAGUUCUGCUACUGUUGCAUUGCAUGGUAUUUGGCCAGUGACUGAACUUUUCUCUUCCUUGGUGUCUACAGUGAAAAUGAGAACAACAAAUUCAAAAACAGAGCAAGGUUGUGAAUUAAUUGAAUAUCAACUGCUUUGAGAUUGUCAUAUAAAAAAUGCUAAAAGUCGGAGCUCUUCUUUGUAAAGUGACCUAAUUUAAAAGACCUGAAAAGGCAAAGAUAAUAGCAGUACCUCUCUGAGAUACUUUCUGGCUCUUUCCUUCACCUGACAGCAUUGAAAAGGAAGCACAGAUUAACCAAAGUGCAGUGUUGAAAAUGCAUAAAUAAUUGUUUUCUAGUGCUCUCAGUUUUUACACAGCCCUUGCUGUUAGAUGGCCCCUGGUGUUAGGAGGAAGGGAGAAGGGAGAAUCUACACCCAGAUUUUGGGGCCUGUGUGCAGGGCAGCACUGUGACAGCUGCUGGAGAUGUCAGGAUGGCUGCCACAAGCUGCCAGCCGGAGCUGCUCACUGCCCCACACAGCUCUGGGGCUGCACAGCUGGUGUGUGCUGCGACUGCUGAGACACAGCUCUGGAUGGCCUGACAGAGGUCCCAACCCCAACUACAGCAGCAGUACACUGUGGUCAUGAACAGCUUGUAAAUCACAAAAUUUCACUUUUGUAGGCUGAAUUAGAAAAAAAUUACUGAGGGAGAUGCACAUCUGCAGUGUUUAUAAUCACCAGGAGUUCUUGCCACACAUGGAAAGCAGCUCUGCUAUUCCCCAGUAGCAUAACUUCCCAUGCAGUACCUGGUUUCUGCAGAAAGAGCUAUCUGAAAUUUGAACCCAUCAAGAACUAGUAGUAGUAGUAAAGGAAGUACUCAGUAAAAAGAAAAAAAAAAGAUUCUGGAUCUACUGCAGUAGCCCAAAAAAAAGGUUAAGCUAUAAGAAUGAUAGAUUCACUUUGCAGACCGGCAACGUUGCAAAUAUCUUUACUUGAGGCUUUGUUUUCAAAAAAUCACCAAAUGCCUAAUUAGAAGAGCCUGUCUCUCAAAGAUGUGUCGUUUUCCAUGUGCCUUUUUUCACAGUAAGCAAUGCUGGAAGGGGCUAACGACGCAUGCUUGGGAAAACUUGACAGUGGAAAAAGAUUGAAGAAACAAAUCCAGCUGCUUCCCUCCUCAUCAUCUGUAUCCUCCUCUCUUUCCUAGGUUUCUCCUGUCUCUUGUCUCUUCUCAGCUGUCUUUUCUCUCCUGCUGCCAGUGCCAGGACCAGCCCAUGGUGCAUUAGGAGCUGGGCCUGAGUAUGGCUGCAGCCUGCACGUUUUCUCUGUUACUGGAAGACAAUAAUAGAAAAUGUGACUGGUUACUUCGGCUGAGCAACUUCUAGGGUUCGCUGCAGGCUGGAGUAAUGACAGAAACAUUUUUAAGGGGCUGCUUUGUACUCUCCAGGAAUUCCUGGUGGGGACUCCAGUGAAAAGAGCAGACCCUGUUCCAUCUCAUCUCUGAGGCCUCACAACCGCCUCAGGCUCUGGCUGCCCCCUGCCCACCCGUGGUAAAGCAGGAGUUGACAUGCACAAUGCCAGUACUCUUUGCCAGCAUUUUAACAAAUGACUUCUUAUAGAUUCUUGGACUGUCAUGAGCCCUCUGCAGUAGAGAGGGUUGUAUUUGUAGAAAAAAGUGGGAGAAGAAGGCAGUGCUGCUUUUCCAACAAAUGCACGUUAAAUGCUCCUGGAAAUGUCUAUACUUCCACUCAUUUAUUAUUUGAGAACAGAUUAACAUGGCAGUUUUUGGGGAAGGAAGAGAGAUGGAACAUCAUGCUUAAGUGCAUAUGUUUUGUAAAUCCCUGUGCAGAAACUCAGUGCAGCUUGUAUCUCUUAAAAAUCGACAUGCUUGUGUCACCCUAGAGUUUCCAACAGGAACAAGGUAGCAGUGUGCCGGAAGGCUUAGAACUGAUCAUCUUGAGUCCCUUGUAGCUUCUAAUGUAGGAGUUCUCUAUGUGAACACAUGCUGGAGUCAUUCCCCAUCCAACAAAGAGAGAUUAAAAUCCUAAACCCAGAAGUUCGCUAUUAAUUAUAAGUCUUUUGUACUUAGCAUUUGCUUUCCCUUGUUUUUUUCCUGCUACAUGAUCUGUGAGAUGUCCCAGCUCCUCCUGCAGUUGUGGUACUACUUUGCCUAUUGACCCUGUCUAGGGGAUUCCUGCAUUCAUGUUUCUCUGGAGACUCCUCUCCUUCCACUUGGUGGGACAGGAGAGGGAAACAGUUUUCAUUCUUCCAUCACAGGAUGCAUCAUACAUCCAGGUUCUCCUGAUCUGCCCCUCUCUCUGUGAAAAUGGCCAUGAGGGCUGACUUUCCAUCACCUGGCUCAAGCCCCACCAAACACCUAUAGGGCAGGUGGGGGAGAGAGGAGGGUCUGUGUCUGCUCAGCUGUGCUUUCCCAGGUUUACCCAAGCAGGGAAGGCAGCCAGCCAAAACUGGAAAUAGCAAGGAUAGGCAAAGUUGCCUAGAGAUUUCAUGCCGAAAUCUGAAGUACAGUAAUUCACCAGAGUUGCUAGCAGACCCAACAGAAAUCAGGCCCCAAUUAUCUGCAGUAUUGUGUGAACAUAUGUAUUGUGUAUGUGUGUAUAUAUAUCCACCAAUAUAAUGAGAUUCUGCUUAUCCUCGAGAGUCAGCUAUGUACACUGACAAAGGUAGAAGAAAGGAAAUAAUAUUUCCUAUCUUCCAGAUGGGGCAUUGAAUUUUGUGUGGUCAUUGUGAUUGUGUAAAUGAGGUAAUUGCAUGCACAUGGUCUGCUGUAGGAUUGGUGAGUACACUUUUUGUGGUCAGUAUUUUUACGGACUUAAAAUUGGAAGCAUGAAAAUGCAUAGCUGUUAAAAUGAAUAAUCUCCAUUUAAAAAAUGACAUUAAGAAGAUAAACAGUACACAAUUUCACUGGGGGGGAGUAAGGGAGGGAAACAGAACAUCACUGACGGCUUCCUGGCAAAACAAUUUAAGACACUAGAAUACAAGCAGCAAGCUGACACACAGAUAAAUAUUUUAAGAGCACUGCUGUAAUGAAGAAUUUGGGUGGAGCUGCUUACUUCCAACUGCUUGAACAAAGGAAAAAUUACUAAUUUUAAUACUAAGCUAAACAGAACGUUAGCAAAACAUCAAGCUUAGCAUCUUAAAAUGAGACUAAGCAUGAUGUUGCAGAAGCACUUGCCAACUAACUAGGGUUGGAUGCUGAGGAGCAGUGUUCUCUACUAGACAUCAGAGAUGCCUGCAUGUUUUCUUUCAGUCCUAUGUAAGGUGUGCAUACUGAGGAUGUAAGCAAACAAGUACAUCAGCUUUGUAAUUUUGAAAGCAUUUUGAAUAGUAAGUACAUUUCAGUUAGGAGCUGUGGCAAUUAGGGAAAAUUAUUAUGAGCUAGUAAGCUCAAGUAAUCUUGAACUACUAUGCUACACAUAUGCACUAGGGGUUUCACUCUCAGAAGUCUACACAGGAGCAUCUCGGGCAUUUCCACUGAUUUUUUCCCACUUGUGUAUGUUAGAAAGACUGGACCAGUGACUGGUAGGUCAUUGUCAGCUCUCUCCAUUCUUGCCAGGGUAAUAACCCAAAAGGUCAUCAGCAAAAAAAUUCAAACCAGAGCCAGGCAAUGAGGGGGUCGCCAAGCAUUCAAGGAUUUUAUAGUCAAAACUACCGCAUGAGUACAUGUGGUGUUGCAAUACUGUGAGCCUGUGUUUUUUAAUGCACUUACUGAAAUUAGUAAGGACCACCACUGUCUAUUUAAAAUCUCUGCGUCAUAGACUGACUCUCUACUUCAGUGUCAUCAAGGUGUCAGCCAAAAAUUCUGAAGUGGCAGUAAGAUUUGCUAGGGAAGAAUCCAAAAUAUGUUCAUCUUUUGGCCUGCUUUCGGGAAGGGGCUGAUUGUGGAGAACAGUACAUGUUGUUGGCCUUUUUUUAUUUUUAGUGACUCAUAUUUUGGACCUAAUUCCUGUUUGUCUUUCAAUGCCAAACAGAAAUUACUAUUUAGGUCAAACUGCUGUUGUGGUACUAAUAGAAGCAGACAUCAGUUUUUUUCGAUCGAUUUCGCAGCUAUGCAUUUUGCAGAGUGAAGUUCCCUCUCUAGGCUACUUCUGACAUUUAGCUGUGAUGGUGUUAAUACCAGCUUCUAGUGCUACCUCUGCCAUUUUACUUGCACACACUCAGCUGGGGAAUAUAGCUGGGGAGCUACCUUUCAGCUAUAGCUUUUUUUCCCAUGCAGGCUCUGAGUACAGCAUCUUCUGCUUCCAGAUCCAGCUUUCAGGCCACUUCAUGCUGCUGCUGCUGCAUGGUCCCAUCUCUUCCCUUUUCAGCUCUUCCUGUAAAGUGGUAUGAUCCUGCCUCUUGGCUGUCCAUGGCUGCUGCCAGCUUUGCUAUGUUCUGCUUCCCUUAAAGGAUUCUUUUCUAACUCUGACUCCCCUUGCCUCUUGCUUAAUGCUUCCUGAUGAGUGACAGCUUUGGAGAGGAGCCUCAGCUCAUGCCCAGAGGUUUUUAGCCUGUGUUCUGUGUUCUAGCCUUGACUCUGAUGCUGGUGUGUCUCUGCAGUGAGGCACCGCUUCACUGCUGCCUUGGAAUCAGUGCCUUGGGCAUGCAUGGAAAUGGGAGACCUGGUAGCUUAGCCUUCUGGCACCAGCAAAUGAGGUUGCUGCAAGUCUCUCAUCCCUACCCAUCAGGUAACAGUGAAUGGAAGUAUCUCUGCAGUACAAAGUUGACACAAUUUAAGCAUCUUCCUUUUACAAGAGCCACCACGAUCCAUUAGAUGUCCCGAGUACGGGAGUUGUUAGAUAAAAUUGAAGAGGGGUGGGUUGUUUCAGCUGCCUGCUCCACCUUCAACUCUAAGCAUCAAGACUUCUGAAGAUGGAUCCUUAAACAAAUUUAUGCACAGAUGCUCAGACCCUGACCUACAGCCAAAGAUAUGGGCUGAGAGAGAAAGUACAAAAAUGGAUUUAAGGUACCUUUGAAUUUCUGCAUUAUCUGUAUUACUUGGCUUGCUCUGAUUAAAUGAUACUUUAACUUGCUGAACAGCCAAAUAUGAGCUGGUUAGCAGUCCCAGGGUCUCUACUACCAGCUCAUGUCUAGAAGGCUAAAGUACCUCUUAAAGCUACUAUUUUCUUCCUUUCCAUCCUCAGAUUUUUCUGCAGGUAAGAGGAACCCUGAAAUUAACUGGUUUUUGUUCACUUUGAGAGGGCUUUGCUAACAGCAUGACUGAGCAUAGCCUGAUAAUUAGGAGUGGUUUUACUUACAUAGAUAACAAGAUGGUUUCUGUGAAAUUUCCCAAUCCCUUUCAAACCGAUCCUCUUUUACGGUACAUGUAUGAUAUAAAAUCCAACACUGCAUUAAUUUUUUCCUCUCUUCUUGGUUUUGUAUCUUGUUUUUGUGUUUGGUUUUGUUCAGUGAGGUUUUUUUUCCUGGUCAAUUGUUUCACCCAAACUUUGCACACAAAACAGUUGUUGCCAGCAUGAAACUCUAGUAACAAAAGGAUGUUCUUACUGCUUUGAGUUGAUAGUCGUGCUCUGAAUUAACAGAUGUUAGUUGCAGCACUCACGUUUAAUCAUAACUGUGCAUAUGGUUUAGCUCUCACAGAUAAUAGGGAUGAGUAUUUAGUAGCUAGAAAAAGGUAUUUCACUGAGACUUUGAAGCAGACCAUUCAACCCAGAGCUAAUGCCUUUCAGUAAUAAGGAUUUAUUUUAUUUUACUGUCUUGUAGCUACAGUGUUAUGAUAUCCAGACUUGGGAUUAUUCCUUCAUCCUUCCUGCAAGUGGCUGCAAAUGGCAUGGAGGGAGUGGAGAAGACAGGGCUGAUCAGAAAGUAAUUCUGUCCCCUCCCCAUGCAGGCCUUAAUAGUAGUGAAGGACCUUAGCAGAGAGGAGAGCAGACAAACAUCCUGUAUGUGUGGAUGACGUCCCUGCUCACAGCCUAAAUUAACUGUCAGAGAUAUCUAGGCUCCAAAACAAGUAUUUCCAGUGCAUGGGAAUGGGCUCACCUUGCUGCUGUGAUCACAGCACAGGAGAAACAAGCUGCAAACUUCUCAGCAUCACCAGAGCAGUCUGGUUGGAAAAGCACUGCUUGGUGCCCCAGAGAGGAGGUAAAGCCUCCAGACCCAAUAAUGAUCUGAGCCUGGUGCUUAGCCCUGUUCAGCAGUGCACCACAGCUGAGCCUUUUCAUCACUCACAGCUGUGAGCAGCCAUCUGUCUGUUGCUGCAGCCACUGGGUUUGCUAAAUCAGAGAGGACUUCUCCCCAUAAAUUCUCACUUUGCUUCUGGCAUGAUCUGGACUGAUUUCUAUCCUAGCAGAACUAUCCCAUUUCUCCCAGUCAUGUUGCCUUUACUCUUCCUACAAUGUUUUCAGAAAUGUACAUGAGCUAUCCAAUUACCUCACCCCUUGGUGAGGGAAGCUGGAGUACAGAGGUCAAUAGACUGGGAUCUCUUUCUGCCCAAACUGGUUCACCUGGAUGCUGGUACCCAACCAGUCUUGCUGUGAGGUGGGAAAGGGGCAAGGCAAGAAGGAAAAAUAGGAGAAAUCAGGAGCAGGAGGGCUUAUUCUGAAAGAAUUAGAGGAAGAUUGCUCCAUGCAAGGAGUCUGUCCCUGGGAGCUGGAGUGAUGCACAGCUGAUGGACAGCUUUCCCUUUCUCCUCUGUGUGCUCCUCAUUCCCAGGACAGUUUUGAGGCACUGGGCAUCUAGUGAAGAGGAAGAGGUGUAUUAGGGGGAAGAGAGAACAAGGAGCCGGCAGAGGACUGGCAGCACCUAAUGAGUGUGUAGCCUGGGAUAGCAGUUAACACACCUCCCUCCAUGGGGAACAGCCCUCUAUAAAGUUCUGGUCUUCCACAUCUAUGCUUAUUGGCCAGAGAAGAUCCUGAGUGCACCUCUUAUCUGUGUUUUCCACAGAAAGGCUUUCCAGAUUGGUUGUCAAGAAGGCUCUUUCCCAUCUCCACUGCUCUCAGACCCUGGUCUUUGAAGGAGCUCUCCCUCCAAAGCCAAGGCUCAGCCUAAAACUUUUAACCACCCCUACCAGUGGUUUUUUCAGAAGCCUUAUUUAUGACAAUAUAUACAUUAGAUACAGAUUGCUUAAUUUGCAUAGGUGCCAGACAUAGAGAUACUCAAAAUUUGGCAGGUAAGCCCAGACUCCAAGGGUGUGAGUGUUGCAAGAGGGAGGAGACAGGGUCCUUGUUUAUGUUCCUGUGAGGAUUGCUGCUGGCAGGGCAAAAUGGGUUUAACUGGAACCCGAAAGGUUUCAGAUCAAAGCUGUGAAAGAACUGUAAAACACAUUCUGCUCUCCUUCUGCACUGCUCCAGCACUCUCUUAUUCUUUGCUUUAAGCAAAAACUUUGACUGUGGUCAAAUUAUUAUGCGUGUGAAGAAGGUGCCACUAAAGACAGCUGCAGCAGGUUUUGGCAAAUCAGCUAAGUGUGAGACAUCCCGGUGGAACCUUGUCAGGUUUAGCAGUGAUGGUUACACAUUGUCUGCCUCCCAUCUCCCCCACCUCACUGCUGGGGUCCUUGCACUUGCAGUGGCCAAAGCUGGGGCUUGCUGCCUCAGCCCACACAGUCCACCAGCCAGACACAGUGGAGAAAUUGCCUUUAUCAGCAUCUGCUCCUGUUUCCCAUGCUGCUGGGACAGACGGCACUGGGAGAGGGCACAGCAGAGAUGGGGGAGGUAAAGUGUUACAGAUUGCUGCUGUUUAGUUUGGCAGAGCCCAUCUGUCAGGGCCUUUAAAAUGCAUUCAGUCCCAAGAUGGAGGUUUCCAGCACAAACCAAGCAGCUUUAGUUUGAUGCUACUUAGUAGGAUCUGCUCAUAAUGAACCAAAAACUUGGCUAGGCACCUCUGCCAAAUCUAGCCAGGCAGUUCAGUGCAUUAGCAUAACCAACUUACUGCUCUUCCCUGCAGAGUGGAACAAGAUGGGUAACACACCUCAUCCCUUCCUGUUCAAAGCCCAGGGUUUUGUCUUAAGCCAAUAAUAAUGGUGGGCUUGUGCAAAAACACUGAGCUGUAAAUGAGAAUGUUCCUCAUAAAUGCUUGAAUCCUGUUCUGCUACCUGACAAAAGAGAUUAAUACUUUGUCACUAUGAUACCUCAAGAAGGGGAGAUUUGUUAGAGUUUUGCAGACCCUUUGCUUUUGAAUGAGAGGAUCUAUGUAGAGUUUAAGAUGUCUUAAAUUCUACACAUUUUAGCUGAUUCAUCUUGAGUUUUCUAGGUGGAGACAUGGCAGAAAUUUGCUAAAAAUCUAAUUGAAAUUUUACCUGUUGGCAAAACAACAGCUACGAGUAAUUAUUGUGAAGGCACCUGUUGACAACUGAGGUUACUUAAACCCUCUUUGAUUUCAUCACUUGUCUUUAGUAAGCAGAAGGCACAUCAUCGGAAAUUCUGCUGUCUGAGGAUGACAGCAGAUUGGGGAUGUGGUUAUCUGCCUUCACUUACUCCACUCUGAACACUCCCUCUCAGAGGCUGAGUGGGAUGGCCAGAAAAUAGGGAGGAUGUGGUUUCUGAAUUUUGAAUCAUGACAAUUUUUCCCCAAUACUUUUAUCUAUAGUAACUAAAAAAAUUCCAGCCUGGUAAUUAGACUGUAGUUGGUCUCAGGCUCUGUGGGCCUUGACACUGGUUUCUUAAAUUUCAGGACUAACCAGACUAAUCAAAUUAGAUUUUUUAAUUGAAAGUUCUCCUAAACUGAUAGUCAAUUGGAGGCCAAGCUGAGCAACAGCUUUUUGGAAGUCAUUCUGGUACUUCCACUUCUGUUUGUAUUUCUUCCCAAGGAACUCUUUAGUCCCACACUAAUUCUUUUUGUAAAACCUUGUAGUAGAGGCGUAUGCAGGCUGCAUACUAGAAAUAGAUAAUAUGUGAGAAAAUAUUUCAGCAAUUUGAUCUUUGCUAUUUCAGCCUGUCUUUGAAUAGAUGACCUUCAGAGAUCCUUUCCAGCCCUAUUUGUUCCACUCUUCAUAAUACCUGUGAAUUGGUAUUUAUGGGUACCAUGGGAGCAUAAUGACUGAAAAGAAGUGGAUGCCUCUUGCUUACAAAGAUUUCUUACUGGUAAACCAGUUAAUUACAUGUCAAAAAAAAAAAAACAAAAAAACAACCAAACCCAACUAAUCAAUGAAAAAGCACCCCAAAAAAACCUUUGUGAGGCCUCCAGAACCUUAAAUAUGUACCUCAGAAUAGCUGAACUCUAUUUCUCUAUUUUAGACAGUAAAGAUAUGAUAAAUAUUUCUUCUCAGAUCAGGCGAGAGCACGUGGAAGGGAAAUGUGGUACUUUUGUCAGUUUUUACCCAAGUCCUUCCUGGCUAGGGGGUUCAGCUGGUACUUGGGUCACUUCUCUCGUGCAUCUGGGUAACAGCAAGUGAACAAAGCCUCAAGUGAUUAGCAGUGGUUCCUGCAGGACCCUAAGAGGUGGCUUUCAGCGCACUUCAGUUCUUCCUAGUGACAGGAUUAUCUUGGUCCCUGAUCAGGAUGAAACAGGGAUGCAAUGUAUCCCACAGAUAUUCCCCAUGAGAACUUGUGUUUACAGCCUGCAGUUCUGCUGCACUAAGCACCAACUCCAGUGGUUUGUACAGGAUUAGAUAUUGGUGUAGUACCUGACCCUCUGUGUAGUUUAACACCAAACUUAAAUUCAUUCUAUAUUCAAGCUUCACUAGAUUUAAUGAUCACCUCUUUCAGUCUUUUCUCAAGUUGGCUGACACAUAUAAACCUGUUACUACUGUGAUAUGAACCUUUUUCCUGGCGACUGUUCAGCUUAUCUCUGAAAUUCAUCUUCAGGCUUUGGACCACUCUUAUCCUGAAAGGUGAGCAAUACUAAAAUGCAGCAAUCUGACCAUCACAGUGCAUCAUAAACUACCUAUGGAAAAAUCUGACAGAUGCCUUACUUAGAAAUGCUUUGGUUUAGGUAUGUCAUUCUAUUUUGUUUCUUUAAUGCGUUUCUAUGAAAACAAGGUCAUGGUUUAGAAUUUAAUCUUCUCUGUAUUCCUGACUUCAGUCAUAACCUCUGUCCGCGUCAGAAUUAGCUGGGACAUCAUCUUUACGGCAUACACCAGGUUUGAAAGAGAUCUUUUCAUCUUUUCAUCUUUCUAGCUUUUUUUUUUUUUCCCUGUAAAGAUCUGAAACCUAAGCAGAAAAAUAAUCAAAGUUUUCUCAUCCUUUUAAAUUAUUCUUAGUGUGAAUUGAUUUUGUGGUAUUGAUUCCAGGAAUACUGUAAGCAGUACAGUAUUACAUGUCUGUAAGCAGUUAUAUUUUGUGCAAAUAUAUUAAAUAGUAAAAACAAUUGAGUGCAUGGAUUUAUAAAAAUAUAAUAAUUCUUUUAUACAUAUAACAUUCCCGUAUGUACACAGACAUAAUCAUAGAAAUUCAGUCAAUCAAUGUGGCUGCUGGUUACAUUAGUGCAUUUAUUUUUCUAUUCUAUGUUCUCACUAGAAAAGAUGAUAGUGACCUCGCAGUUGUCUUUUUCAGUGCAGAACAGCAUAUACAUUUGAAACUGAUUGUGAAAAAACACCCCAUGAAUUUCCAUGCGCAGCUGAAAAGGUGAGUAAGAAAACUGGUGAAAGAUGCAUUGCAGAAAAACACAGAAUAAAAUGUAACUUUAUACAUAAAGUUACUCACUACAUAAGUUAUUCACUACAGGAAAGGGGAUUUAAAUUCAAUGUCAGAAUGCCAUUAGCUGCCCUAGCUGAAACCAUGCCUUAUUUUAUUUUUGUUUUAAGGUGGUUGUAUUUGAACUAUUGAAAAAAGAAUACCAAAAUAAACAAACUUUCACUGCUACUUAUUCCUUGCUUCAAAAGGAUCUAGGAAAUGGUAGAUGUAUAGAUACUUCAAAUCAAAGUCCAGAGUUUGAUUAAUAGGCUACCUGACCUUUCCCAGGGAGACAGAGCAGGGAGGGCUGGAGAGGGCCGGUGCAGGGAAGAAGGGCUGUGCAGCUCUUCGGGGCUCUCCCGACUUGGGGCAAGAACUGCAUUUAUGCAUAGUGAUUUCUGAACUGCGUAUUUUCCACUCUCGUAUGAGUUGUCUGCUAUUGCUUAGGGGUUCACCUGCCUGCUGGUUUUGGGAUUCAUUGACUGUAAGUCAGUUCAGAAACAGUUAUAUGGGUAUAAGCUACAGUGCUAAAAGCACCAUUAGCCUAGUAUAACUAUGUUCACCCUACAGGGCAGAAAGUCACUUUAUUUAUAUUCUUAAGUUAAAACAUUACCAAAAUAUUACAAAAAAUCAAAUCACUCCUGAGAGCAAAGAGAUCAGAUGAAUGAGCUAUAUUGCAAAAGCUGGUUGGAAUACUGUAGUGUUUAUAGUGCUAAUGUUGGUACUUUAGAAUUAUCUGCAUUGUAGCUUAAAAAUAAAGUCAUAAAUAUUUCAA